ACACUUGCUAGAGUGAUGUGAUGUUAAUGCAUUAGAAUGGAUAGAGUUGUUCAACCAGGUCAAUCAUAUACGCAGGCAGUGGUGGGGAUUCAUCCACAGAUUAGGGAGUUCCCUAAUAGUGAAAGGUCAUUGCGUGACAAGGAAGUGCAAUUUGUGGAGAAGGAGGCGGUUAUUAGGGAGUUUCCUAGUAGUGAAAGGUCAUUACGUGAGAAAGAAGUGCAAUUUGUGGAGAAGGAGGUAGUUGGAUCUUGCGUUAAGGAUGUUGUAGGUAACAGGUUGGUGGAGGAUAUAACUGAACAGUCUAACAAGGAGGUUAUUGAGUUUGUACCAAUGAAGGAGGAGACCAAAUCGCUUGAAGGAAGUAUGAUUGCUAUAGUAAAAUUGGUAACAUCGAUAUCUAGUAUUCAGGAAAGAGUAGAUGUGGAUGGGGGGGGUGAUUACCUUAUCGCCAUUGGGAGGAAGAAAGUUGAGGAGCAGAUGUAUAAAGUUGGGGUGGUAGAGGAAGAAUGGCGUUCUGAUCCCGAUUGUUUGUUGUUGGACAGUCAUAGAGAAGGAAGGAGAUUUGAAUUCAAACAAGACUGUGUAAUAGACAACAGUGAUAGCAUGUCUUCUGAAACGAAGGAUGUAGGAGAUGAGUAUAGUGGGCCUAAUAAAAGUAAUGGGCUGGUAAGGGAUAUGCGGGUUGGGCCUGAUGAGGUCUAUGGGCCUAAUGAGGUCUAUGGGCCUGAUGCAAAGGUAUCUCAAAGGAGGGCCAGUGUUGAUAAUGAAAUACAAUCUGGAGCAGAUAAAGAACAUGUUUUAACCCCUAUUCAAAAUCAGAAAAAUAGGGGAGUGACGAGAAGGAGGCGGAAGCAGAUUGUGGAGUGCUACCCACAAAAUUUGGUAGAAAUUGGAGACAAGUGCAGUCAAUGGGUCACGGCAAGGUCUAAGCAGGGACAAAGAUGGAAGCAGGCUCAACAGGACGUAGUUGUGAAGGGAAUGAAAAGAACUGUAUCAUAUCACUAUGUUGUUGUCUUGAAAACAAGUAGUGUAGAUUUGGGUCCAAAGCCGUUUCGAGUAUUAGAUGCAUGGCAGCAGCUUCUAGAUUUUAGAAGAGCCGUGGAAGGCAGAUGGAGAGAGUUGGAGGUUGAAGGAUAUGUAGGUCAUCAAUGCAAACAAAAGUUAAAGUUGUUGAACGAAUUUUUAAAGGGUUGGAACAGGGAUGUGUUUGGGGAUAUGGAGGCUCAACUUGAAAAGACAGCUGAAAUGGUAGAAAGGAUUGACAAGAAGAAUAAAGAUUUUGAUCUGGAAGAGUUCGAAUUGAGUCAAAGACAAAGAGUCCAAGAAAUGUGGUCUAUUUUGAGGAAAAAUGAGGCUAUAUGGAGGCAAAAAUUGAGAAGUAAUUGGGUGCAAUUGGGAGAUCUAAACACCAAAUUUUUCCAGAACAUUGCUAAUGCUUUAAAUGAAGUUGUGGAUGAAGUCAAGAAGAGCAAACAACAGGCUUUUGUUUUCAAAGCAGGUUUCGCAAAAGUGUAUGAUUGUGCUGAUUGGUCAUUUUUAGAUUUGAUGAUGGAAAGGUUUGGCUUUGGAUCUAGGUGGAGAGGAUGGAUUAAGGAGUGCUUAUCAACAACAAAGGUUUCGGUUUUAGUCAAUGGCAAUUCCACUAAGGAGUUUGAGAUUGGAAAAGGGUUAAGGGGUGUUGAAAUUGGGAAGAGGGAUCUGGUUGUAUCUUUGCUACCAUUUACCGAUGAUACAGUAAUUUUGGGUAAAGCUGAUGGGGAGAAUGUUUUUAUGGUGAAGGGAGGUCUAGGAGUGCUAGAUUUAAGAAGGAGAAAUUGGGCAUUAUUAGGGAAGUGGUGCUCUCGAUUUGGUGAUGGUGUGGAGAGUUUAUUGAAGUGGGUAGUAAGGGAAAAAUAUUAUGAGGGUCAGUGUGAGGUGGAUAUAACAUCAAUUGCACAUUUAAAAGUAUCAAAGAUGUGGAAGGAUAUUAUUAGUAUAGGUGGGAGAUUGGUUAGGUUGAGGGAUAUGUUGGUGAAUGAGUUUAGAUGGGAGGUGGGGUGUGGUGGUAGGGUGGGAGUCUUGAGGGAGAAUUGGGUGGGUAGUAAACCUUUAAGGGAUUUAUGUCCUACACUAUAUGGAUUAGCUAUGAAUAAGGAAGGCUUGGUUAGUGAGAUGGGGCAAUGGGAAAGUGAUAGGUGGCGAUGGAAUAUGGCAUGGAAAAGGGAGAGAAAGGGGCGAGAAAAGAUGAGGAGAAGGUCUUGUGGGGGGUACUGGAUAGUAUACACUUAAAGAAAGGUAUGGGGGAUUGUUGGAUUUGGGCAUAUGAUCUGGGAGGAAGAUGGGAAAGAGACUGUUGUUGUUAUUAUUGUUAUUGUUGUUAUUAUUGUUGUUAUGAUGGUGUUGUUGGUGUGGUGUUGUUGGUGUGAUGUUGUUGUUGUUAUUGUUGUUGUUAUUGUUGUUGUUAUUGUUGUUAUUAUUGUUGUUAUUAUUGUUAUUGUGAUAGUACCAUUUUUCAUUGAUAUUAGUCCUCCUUGUUGUCUUUUCCGUUUUCCAUCUCUUAAAAACCACAGUGAAGAGAUCCCAUGACAAUUCAAUUAGCAGCACCGUCAUUCUUGCUUUGCUAUUAACAGUGGCUUUUUUAGAGAGUUUCGAGAACUUGAAAAAAUUUUUAGUCGCUUG
This is a messenger RNA of Rubroshorea leprosula, 2658 nucleotides long. The record is from the annotation of a GenBank genome assembly. Lineage: Eukaryota; Viridiplantae; Streptophyta; Magnoliopsida; Malvales; Dipterocarpaceae.